AUCUGGUAGUCUAAAUAAUGUCUUUCUGAACUCUGUUUUUAGUUAGAGAUGCAUUUCAUUGUUGAAUUGAGCUUUUAUUUUUAAACUCCCAGCUGGUUCUGGACCGUAGAUUGGUCGACGGCCAGAAUGAUGUCCCGUUCUCAUCGACAGACCAGAAUAUGAGCCAGUGGGAAAACACUGGUGUCGUUUCAGACAUAAACUCCUUUAUUAACUGUGCAGAUAAAAGCCAAAUCACUCCUCAGACUCUGGUCUGUCUUCAGCAGCCUCUAGAGCCAACAGCGUCCAGUCUUCAUCAUCAUGGGCGUCAAAGCUGCUCUACCCAAGUAUGAGCUCUACUUCUACAGCUCGGUGUUGGGUCUGGCUGUGUUCUGGACCACCAGCUGGAUCUUUGAAGUGUCCAGUUCCAACAUCAACAGAAAAACAUUUAAAAUCAACAUGAAGCCAGGAUACUUUGGAAGGAAGAUGGACACCGCUGAUUUUGAGUGGAUGAUGUGGUUCUCCACCUUCAGAGCUCACAUCCUCUUCGCUCUUUCUGGUCACGUGCUGUUCGCCAAGAUCUGCUCCAUGCUUGCUCCUCAGCACAGGUCCUUGGUUUACAUGGUGUAUGGGAUCCUGGCUGUGUGGACCAGCAUGGGUUGGACCUACAUCACCCUCAUGCUGUCCCAUUGCAUCCUCCUCUACAGCAUCUCCUUGGUGAAAAUCCCCUGGCUCUGCUUCGUCACGGGUUUUUGCACCCUCGCCACGUUCAAAUGUGAACCCUUCGUGUCCUGGCAGGUGGGCUUCGUGGAGGGAGACUUUGAGCUGCGUCGCGUUCUUUUCUACGGAGGCUGCGGGUUCACCAUCAUGCGCUGCACCAGCUUCGCCCUGGAGAACUGCGACAGAAAAGACGGACACUACAACAUCCUGGAGCUUCUCAAGUACAACUUCUACCUGCCUUUCUUCUAUUUUGGUCCCAUCAUGACUUUUGACAAGUUUUACAUUCAGGCUAAUAAGUCCAACCUGACCAGAAAAGAAAGGGAGAUGUGGAACAUCAGCCUGCAGGGUCUGAUCCAUUUGGGAGUUGUCGUCGUAGUGGACGUCCUUUUCCACUUCAUGUACAUCCUCACCAUCCCCACGGACGUGAAGCUCCUGAAACACCUCUCAGACUGGGCUCUGGUUGGUCUGGCGUACUUUAACCUGGUCUACGACUGGGUCAAAGCAGCUGUGAUGUUCGGAGUCAUCAGCACCGUGGCCAGACUGGACCACCUGGACCCCCCCAAACCACCCAAAUGCAUCACAAUGCUUUAUGUGUUUUCUGAAACGCAUUUUGACCGAGGAAUCAACGACUGGCUGCUUAAGUAUGUGUAUAAUCACCUGGGUGGAAAGCAUGAGAACGUGGUGGAGGAGUUGGUGGCGACGCUCUGCACCUACGGUGUCACCGUGCUCUGGUUGGGACCCUGCGAGGUGGUCCUCCUCUGGGCUUUCUUCAACUGUUUUGGCCUCAACUUGGAGCUGUGGACCACCAAGUUCUUCUCCGCGGAGCCUUUUGUCACGUCUGAGAUGGAAAUGUCGGAGGCGACGUCCCGCCGCAUAAGAGCCAUCUUUAACACCUUCAACUUCUGGUGCAUCGUGCUGUACAACUCUGUGGCUUUGAACGGUUUGGACUUUGCCAAGCUGGUUGCCAAACGGCUCCUCCUGAAAGGUUUYCCUGUAACCACCGUCACGGUUCUGUUCGUGACCUACUGUCUGGUUCAAGURAUCAAGGAGAGCGAGAGGAGGCAGGCCCUCAUCGAAGACCCCSACCCUGUUCCUCCAGACGCUGCGACCACCAGUCCACCCACUGCUGCCGCUGCACCCGCAGAGGUGCAGCCAGAGUCAGAAACCAACAAACAAAAAGCAGAGUAGAUAUUUGACUACAGUGAGAGCAAACAGUUGUAGCCCAAUUACCUUUUAUAACAAACAAUUUUCAAAAACUCACACUGUGAAUAAAUGCAAUAUUUAUGCCUAAAGUA
Austrofundulus limnaeus is the source of this 1991-nucleotide messenger RNA. RefSeq names its product hedgehog acyltransferase like, b (gene hhatlb). Bases 298 to 1884 code for a protein of 528 amino acids. The record is from RefSeq and is a predicted model, not a curated record. Gene Ontology annotation, molecular function: acyltransferase activity. Gene Ontology annotation, biological process: negative regulation of N-terminal protein palmitoylation. NCBI's taxonomy places the organism in Eukaryota, Metazoa, Chordata, Actinopteri, Cyprinodontiformes, Rivulidae. The transcript has 11 exons. Gene Ontology annotation, cellular component: endoplasmic reticulum.